Messenger RNA from Purpureocillium takamizusanense, 1602 nucleotides. RefSeq lists its product as uncharacterized. The record is from RefSeq and is a predicted model, not a curated record. Gene Ontology annotation, molecular function: transmembrane transporter activity. Bases 1 to 1602 code for a protein of 533 amino acids. Gene Ontology annotation, biological process: transmembrane transport. Lineage: Eukaryota; Fungi; Ascomycota; Sordariomycetes; Hypocreales; Ophiocordycipitaceae. The transcript has a single exon.
AUGACCCCGAUGACUUCAAAACCGGCUCCAGAACCUACGAAGGAGGAGUCAUCAGCGCAAGAUGAUGAGCAAAAGGAUCAUGGAGAUGGAAAUGGAGAGGCUCGGGAUGGCCAAGUUGGCCGCUACUCCAUCUUCACCACAUGGCAAAAACGUGCCAUGGUUUUGGCCGCCUCCCUGACGGCCUUCUUCUCGCCCCUUACGGCGCAAAUAUAUUUGCCCGCCCUGACAGCCAUCGCGAAGGACUUCAACGUCACAAGCUCGCAGAUCAACCUGACCAUCACGACAUACAUGGUCUUCCAGGGCAUCACGCCCGUGUUCAUUGGCUCGCUGGCCGACAGCGGUGGGCGACGGCCCGCGUACGUCGUUUGCUUCGUCAUCUACAUCGCCGCCAACAUCGGGCUCGCGCUCGCGCCCGGCUACAACGCGCUCCUGGGCCUUCGGUGCCUGCAGUCGGCCGGCUCGAGCACCACCGUCGCCCUUUGCACCGCAGUGGUGGCGGACCUGGUCACCUCGGCAGAGCGAGGACAAUACAUUGGGAUUACCGUCGUGCCGGCGGUGUUGGCCCCGGCGCUCGGGCCUGUCGUCGGCGGUUUGCUUUCGCAGUAUCUUGGGUGGAGGUCCAUAUUCUGGUUCCUGGUCAUCACGUCUGGCGCGACGGUUGUGCUGAUUGUCUUGUUCCUGCCUGAGACAUGUCGACACAUCGUUGGCGAUGGCUCCAUCUACCCACCUCCUAUGUAUCGGUCAGUGUGGCAGAUUAUGAGUCGCCGCCGACAGCGGCAGCGGAAAACACACCGUGUUGAGGAUUGCGAGACGGCGAGCACGGCGACGGCCGCCAACAAGUUCAAGUUCAAGGCCCCCAACAUCCUCGGCUCCGUCUUCAUGCUCUUUGAGAAGCAGACGUCUCUGCUUCUCUGGACCAGCAGCCUGGUCUUCGCGGGCUUCUACUGUAUCGCAUCCGCCAUGCCGUCCCUAUUCGCCGAUCGCUACGGCUACGACGAGAUCAAGGUUGGCCUGAUGUAUCUGCCCCUGGCCGGCGGGUCCGUCGGCGCCGCCGCCAUCGUCGGCCCUGUCAUCAACUGGAACUACAAGCGACACUGCGUGAAGCUCAGCAUCCCCUACGACCGUUCCCGGCAGCAGGACCUCUCCGAGUUCCCCAUCGAGCGCGUCCGCCUCGAAGUCGGAUUUCCGCUGCUCGCGCUCGGGGGCGCCAGCAUCAUCGCCUGGGGCUGGGCCAUGCACGCGGACGCGCACGUCGCGGUGCUGUGCGUGCUCGGCGCCUUCAUCGGCAUGGGCUUGAUUGGGUACAGCAACGCGACCAACGUGCUGCUCAUCGACAUCCACCCGGGCAGGGCCGGCACCGCGACGGCGGCCAACAACCUCACCCGGUGCCUUGUCGGCGCGGGGGCGAGCGCCGCGGUCGUGCCGAUGAUCAAUGCCAUGGGCGUUGGCGGCGCCUUCACCCUUGUUGGGGGGCUCUACUUUGUCUGCUUCCUCCCGCUCUUGUGUAUACUCCGCUGGGGAAUGACGUGGCGGGCAGAGGUGAAGGCCAAGGCCGCGAAGAAGAAGAGACGAGAGGAGGCCAAGCUAGAAGCGAGGGCUUGA